Pseudophryne corroboree (corroboree frog) is the source of this 2035-nucleotide messenger RNA. Its product is annotated as gastrula zinc finger protein XlCGF57.1-like. The coding region runs from base 37 to 1842 and encodes 601 amino acids. Lineage: Eukaryota; Metazoa; Chordata; Amphibia; Anura; Myobatrachidae. Gene Ontology annotation, biological process: regulation of transcription by RNA polymerase II; urogenital system development; embryo development. The transcript has 4 exons. Gene Ontology annotation, molecular function: RNA polymerase II transcription regulatory region sequence-specific DNA binding; DNA-binding transcription factor activity, RNA polymerase II-specific. The record is from RefSeq and is a predicted model, not a curated record. Gene Ontology annotation, cellular component: nucleus.
UAUAUAGAGGAACACAGGGGUCUGUACAAGGACGUGAUGAUGGAGAAUCACCGGCCCCUCACAUCACUGGAUGGGCCCAGUAACAGAGAUACCCCAGAGAGAUGUCCCCGUCCUCUGUAUUCCCAGGAUUGUACAGAGGAGAAUCACAGGAUCCCACAGGAGGAUCAGGCACAACGUCUGUCUGAUAUUAAAACAGAAGAUAUAGAGGGAGAAGAAGAGACGUAUGUGACUGAUAUAAAGGCAGAAGAUAUAGAGGGAGAAGAAGAGACGCAUGUGACUGAUAUAAAGACAGAAGAUACAGAGGGAGAAGAAGACACGUAUGUGAGGGGUGAUCAGCAGUGUAAGGAGGAGGAGAUCCCUACAGAUAUCAGCACAGAUGGACACACAAGCAGGAAUAUCACAGAAGGACAUCUAAUGUUAUCCCCGGAUUGUGACAUAAAAGAUGACAGUAGACAGGAUUCUCCAGGAGCUAACCCCAUUACCGCAAUUAAACAUCCAGCUCUAUCAGCUGAUCCCCCUGAUCCUGAGAAAUGUUCUCCUGAUCACUCUGAUAUUGGUGCAUCUGUUACAGCUCUGAGAGUAGAUACAGUGUUUCCGUGUUCUAUAGAUGCCAAAUGUUUUACACAGAACACAAAGCGUAUUACCCAUCAGCCAGCUAAGGCAGGUGAGAGGCCACUGAUAUGUUCUGAGUGUGGGAAAUGUUUUAAAUACAAAUCAGAUCUUGUUGUACAUCAGAGGAGUCACACAGGUGAGAAAUCAUAUUCCUGUUCUGAGUGUAGGAAAUGUUUUCCACGGAAAUCAGAACUUGUUAAACAUCAGAGAAGUCACACAGGUGAGAAGCCAUAUUCCUGUUCUGAGUGUGGGAAAUGUUUUGCAUGGAAAUCAAAUAUUGUUACACAUCAGAGAAGUCACACAGAUGAGAAGCCGUACUUCUGUUCUGAGUGUGGGAAAUGUUUUGCAUCGAUAUCAAAUCUUGUUACACAUCAGAGGAAUCACACAGGUGAGAAGCCAUAUUCCUGUUCUCAGUGUGGGAAAUGUUUUGCAUCGAAAUCAUAUCUUGUUACACAUCAGAAAAGUCACAGAGGUGAGAAGCCAUAUUCCUGUUCUGAGUGUGGGAAAUGUUUUGCAUCGAAAUCAUAUCUUGUUACACAUCAGAAGAGUCACACAGGUGAGGAGCCAUAUUCCUGUUUUGAGUGUGGGAAAUGUUUUGCAUAUAAAUCAAAACUUGUUACACAUCAGAAAAGUCACACAGGUGAGAAGCCAUAUUCCUGUGCUGAGUGUGGGAAAUGUUUUGCAUUGAAAUCAGGUCUUGUUAUACAUCAGAAAAGUCACACAGGUGAGAAGCCAUAUACCUGUGCUGAGUGUGGGAAAUGUUUUCCACGUAAAUCAGAUCUUGUUACACAUCAGAGAAGUCACACAGGUGAGAAGCCAUAUUCCUGUUCUGAGUGUGGGAAAUGUUUUGCAUGUAAAUCAAAUCUUGUUACACAUCAGAGAAGUCACACAGAUGAGAAGCCGUACUUCUGUUCUGAGUGUGGGAAAUGUUUUGCAUUGAAAUCAAAUCUUGUUACACAUCAGAGAAGUCACACAGAUGAGAAGCCGUAUUCCUGUUCUCAGUGUGGGAAAUGUUUUACAUCGAAAUCAUAUCUUGUUACACAUCAGAAAAGUCACACAGGUGAGAAGCCAUAUUCCUGUUCUGAGUGUGGGAAAUGUUUUGCAUCGAAAUCAUAUCUUGUUACACAUCAGAGAAGUCACACAGGUGAGAAGCCGUACUCCUGUUCUGAGUGUGGGAAAUGUUUUGCAUGGAAAUCAGUUCUUGUUAAACAUCAGCGAUUUCACAAGUGAGACUCCAUUUUCAUGCUGAGAGAUAAAUAAAUCUGCUCUUGUUGAACAUAUUAGACAUUACCCAAGCACGGAACCAUUUAAAUCUUCUGGAGUAUAAUUAUCACUGUCGUGCAUGUUCCUCAAGGGUCAAUCCUAUCUCCUAUGCUUUAUAAAAUAUACAUGCUACCAUGGGUUAUAUAAUCAGACAUCAUGG